GUUCUUUACCGCGUAGUCGUCUGACAUGGCUUGGAACAAAAGUUGGUUUUGCUGACCAACUACUCCAGUGAAAUUCAGUUGCUUGACAGUCAAGUAUGGUGUGUAUUGAGCGUAUGCGCCAUGAAGAAGGCAUAGCGCCGUUAUCAACAGCGGUGGUAACAGACGCGAAAGGGAACUCAUUUCGAAGAUGACCUUGGAAGUGAACAUUGCGACCUGCUGAUUUCAACGAGGGUGAAUCUUGGAGCCUUUUCGAUCUGACACCCAACCAGUCGUGGCUCCAUUUCUCAGCCUCCUUUCUGUCAGUCGGAACCCUCAAUAACUCAAAAACGGUCCGUGUGCUUGUCUCCCAUUCCUACUCUCCCCCCUCUCGUUACAUUUUCACACUCGCCCCGCGUGGUCAUCUGGCUGAGCCUUUCUUCUUUGAUGACGGGCGAUAGGGCGGGAAAGAAACGGGAAAAGUAAAUUGUUCACUCUCAUGCAAGUUGCCUUGCUUUUUGCGCCAGCUGGGUAGCGGGAGAAAAUUGGACUCCUGUCUCGCGAGUCACUCCGAGCGUCUUAUGGUUUAUACCCGGCUAAAACAUGCAUGACCCGAUUCGCACUGAUUGCAGCUGCAGUCAUCUUUUUGCUGGCGCAGAAACGACGUCAAGGAGGGGUAUGCCUGAGGAGAACACCACGCCAAAGGAGCAUCAACUAUUUGACUGUCGCUUCCCCUUCAUUAUUAUAAGUGAUAUUGGACUCCUUUUCGCUCAAGAAGCACCCAACGCUGGUUUGCCCCGCUUGGUCCUCGGCCACCUGUGAAGCUGAACUUUGACAGCAAAAUGGCAGUAGACGAAAAACUUCCUACUAUUUUGGACGUACCGAUAGCGGACACGGCCGCGAAAGACGCUAAAGCAGCUGAUGAGAUCAAGCCAGUCAAGGAAGUCCGAAAAAGCAUCCCUUUCUUUUCUGUAAAAUGUCUCACAGGUCUACGUGGAGUCGCUGCGAUGGGAGUGGUUGCUUCCCACUUGUUUAGCGGUGAUGGUGCAAAGGUUUACGUAGGCGGCUGGGAAGGCCUGAACGAAAUGGGAAACAUUGCUGUCAUUUUCUUCUUUGUCUUGUCGGCUUUCCUGUUGACGGUCAGACCGCUCACCGAACGACAGAAACCUUCGGACGCAAAAUACGUUAAAUGGUCUGAAAACGGCAUCCUUAUUCCUUGGAUCAGUGUGCGGUGGAUCAAGUAUUUGAUCAGACGUGUUUUUCGUAUCUUGCCCUUGUAUUGGAUUAUCCUGCUCAUCAUCGCUGCGGUCCCUCAACUUCAUACCGCGUAUGCUGAUUUACGAAACUUCACCCCCUUCAGUUGGUCGACGGCUAUUUCAUAUGCUUUCUUUCGAGAUGUCAACUCGAUUUUCUGGACAAUUCCACCCGAAUUUGAGUAUUAUCUUGUCAUGCCCUUCUUUAUUGUUUUGUUUGAAAUGGCCGAAAGGAAGGACAAACUUGGCGAGUGGAUCAUGGGCAUCAAGCCGAAUCCACCAAACUAUCCUUACGGCCUCGGGUGUGCUGAAAUACAGAUGAAAGAGCAUUACCGAAAAGGGCUUCACAAUCGUGUUCUGCAUGUGUACUAUCGAUUCGGCCGUCGUCUCCUUCUCCUGCUUGUUCUUUCGCUCUUCAAUUGCUUUGUCGCCCCUCUGUUUUGGUCCGCACACGGUGCAUACGAUUACUACCACCUUCCACCCUUUGUCAAACGUUUCUGGCUGGGAAGUCUUGCGGCGUUCAUAUAUCAUAUGUUUGCUCAAUAUGGAUACGUGAUUUACGACUUCAAAGGUCCAAACAUCAACCAGAAGUGGAGUAAGAAGGCUACUAAAUGGAUCUCCGUUGGCGGUGACCUGAUAUGUUGGGCGCUUCUUAUUACCCUCUUUCUCUCUUUCCCAUGGUACCGCCGCAAGAUUCUCAACAUGUACGUACCUCGCGAACCCAUCAGCUGGUACGCGGACCACAUGCACGACUGGCCAGUCUUGGGAUCGGCUUUGAUCUGUUUCUUGGUCAGCUUUGCAACGCGGAAUGGAUCAUUUGCACACUUCUUCGAGUGGAGCGUAUUCAUGUUCGCCGGAGAUAUCAGUUUUCCUCUAUAUUUGACGCACCCUCCAGUCAUACAUCUUGCUCAAGAUCGUCACGCUCAAGGAAUCGACGGGGUUCUGUUUGUAUUCCUUUUCUGCUUCUUCAUUGCAAGUUGUUUCCAUUUCCUUGUGGAAAAGCCUGUGGGAAAACUUGGACAGAAGUUAGCGAGAUGGGUGCAACAAAAAUACUUCUCCAAGGAUCCCAAGCUCGCAGUAGAUGUCGAAAAGCAUGAGGAAAUGCAAGUGAAGAAAUACACCGACAUGGGUUUGACCAUGAAUCGUGAGUCCCCCGAUAGCGAAUCUCGCCCAUCCUCUGCUCUUGCUGGAAAUCUCGCAACCUAUUCUGUCGUGAAAGGCAAUGGUCUCCAUAAAAAGUCAGGUCCUUUGGUCCAGAUCAUUCAAGUCAAAGAAGACAAACCGGAAGAAAAGACCGGCGAAACUCCAGCGAGUACUCCUCGUCCGGAGCCGAACCUGGAAUUGAGGCAAGAUGAGCAGCACACUAGGAGUCAUGUCGAUCAUGAAGAAGAUGAAGCGCCCCUUGCUGCUCUCGCUGCAUCCAAAACCUAUUCUCGAUACGAUGAAGUUGUUCCUCCUCAAUAUCCUGUCAACCACAGCGGUAAUGUGCCAUCUCCCCCACGGUCUCCCCAACCUCCCUACCAUCACCGCUCCGCUUAUAGUCCUUCUCCUGUCGCUCAAGCUUAUUCCGAUUAUCGUUACAUGGAUCAGCAGGAAGCUCCCAUGGACGUUCGGACUAACGGCAACGCCGGGUUGCCUCAGACGUGGUUUAGGAAUCAACAACAGCGUUCCGUUUCCUUAUAUGCCAAUCGUUAUUGAUGUAGAAAUUUAGGAGAGAUGUAUAUGAAGGGAAUUUAUAUUAGGCAUGGUAUAUUGUGGUUUUUUUGACUUGUGUUUCAUGUAAAGUCUGUUGAUAGUGAGAAGUUACCGAUGUACAUUGAUAUACACAUCGUUGGGGUGAGCGGACUACUUGUAAUUUUUGAACUAUACUCCAAUAUACGUUUCAGAUAAUCUGAAGUUCCAUG
Molecule: messenger RNA, 3133 nt
Organism: Spizellomyces punctatus DAOM BR117
Lineage: Eukaryota; Fungi; Chytridiomycota; Chytridiomycetes; Spizellomycetales; Spizellomycetaceae
Exons: 1
Coding region: 819-2927 (702 amino acids)
Biological process (GO): polysaccharide biosynthetic process
Cellular component (GO): membrane
Molecular function (GO): acyltransferase activity, transferring groups other than amino-acyl groups
Source: RefSeq, a predicted model, not a curated record